Molecule: messenger RNA, 1133 nt
Organism: Symbiodinium sp. CCMP2592
Lineage: Eukaryota; Dinophyceae; Suessiales; Symbiodiniaceae
Source: the annotation of a GenBank genome assembly
AUGGGACCUUCGGCGCCGGAGCUGCCAACUUUGGAGGAAGUGGCAGAGACCCUGCGCCAGCUCCAUGCGGAGCACGAGAAGCAGCUGCAGGAACUCCGGGCCCAGGUUUCAUUGCUUCAGUCGCCAACGGAGGCCACCUCCACAACCGUCGGCGCAAAGAGCGAUCAGACGGAGCACGGUGGCUUCAGUGGCCAGGCGACGGUCGUGCUGGAUGAUGACGACGACGAGAGCUUGUGCGAAGUUCAGGAGCCCGGCGGGGAUGCAGCCAAGCUUCCCGGAAUGCCAGACUCUCCAAAAGCAGAGACGGCAGAGGCCUCCUCCGAGAGAAGGGAGAGCUCCCACUCGGGGUUCACGUCCUCGAGCGGUGGAUCCCUGAAAGCAGGGAAGGCCAGCACGUGGGCCUCGAAACAAUAUCGAGCUCCGGGGGAAGAUCCCGCUGGAGGUGAGGCCCCAAACAUGGAGAACCUCCGGCCGGAGCUAGCGCGCCAUCUUCAGGCUUCUUUGCGGGUGCGGAAGGCGAGUAUACCUGGCGAAGGGAACUUCAAGCUGCAUCCCUUCUUCGACGCUGCACAGAGGGCUGGCCUCCGGCGAACGAGUUCCGAGGACGUGGGGAUGGACGUGACAAACUUGGCCAACGAGGGCCUCGAGCUGAGGGAUCGAGACGAGUCGCAAAAUCUACGCACCACACGCAUGACAAGGAUCUUCGCGGAAACCAACAAAGACGGCAACGAGAAGCAGCCGCCCUGGUGGAUCGCGCAUCCUGGCAAUCGGAGGAACGUGGUCUGGGAUGUCUUUGGCGCCAUGUUCGUCCUCUACGAUUGCUUCGUGAUCCCGCUGCGCGUCUUCAACCCACCUGUCACCCCUGUGUGGGUCCUUGUCGAGUGGCUGGGCAUCAUCUACUGGACGAUCAACAUCCCUGUGACCCUGACCCUGGGUUACGUCGUGGAUGGGGAGGCCAUCAUGAACCCUUACAGCAUCUUCAUGCACUAUCUCAAGACCUGGUUUGUCGUGGAUGCCAUGGUGUUGCCCUUUGACUGGACUUUCGCAAUCAUGGACGUCGAAGCGGAAACAGGUACGGAUGGUGAGGUCGUGAAGCUCCUGCGGGCAUUGAGGCUUGUGCGCACGGCACGGCU